GCUAAGACUUUUGGUCCAGUACUGUGGAACCCACUAGGCUACCCACUAGGGGUCUUGCUGCUAUAUGAUUACAGUUCCUCAGCGUGCAACAGGCAAUGAGUUAUUUGGGUUUCUCUUAUUGGGUCCGCAUGUACUUGCCGUUGCUUUCGUGGUUAGUGAGUUUUAGUGCGAAACUUGCUGUCGGUGUCGAGCGCCCCCCCCACCGAAGUGAACUUUUUCAGUUCUCUCCGACACACACGAUGACAGCAGAGGUCUGUAGGAGGCAGACCCAAACACCGAUCUACAAAAGGACUUCAGAUGGCUAAGUGGAGAAGAAGAAACUGCAUUGCAUUUCUUUGUCUGCCUUCAAUGUUCAAAGACAUCUUGCUUUCUCACACAGUUAAACUAUAUGCACUGGAACGGAUACCAGCCUGAUUUUUUUUUCUUUUAACACAAAUUGGCUGUUGCACUUCGUAUUAAUUUGGUUUUAGCCACUGACUGGUCUAUAGCAUUUCAUUUUGUUUAUACUUUAUGCAGCCGCUGCCUUUUGCAAGAUAAUUUUGAUUUUUGAUUUUCUGGGAAAGUGAUGGACAGUCCAGUUGCGUUUAAGCAACAGUAACACUAACUUUUGAAGUCGUAACAAUAUGUUUUCCUUGUAGGCUGCAAUCAAUUGCGUAGAUUAAGAAAGAAGGCUUUUUUAUCAGUUUUAUUGCUGCAAAUUAAAGCAGACCAUGCAGAGAUUUUUGGUCGUUGCAGUUUUAUUUUCUAUCCAAGAGUUCACUGGAGCUGAACCAAAGCCAAAAUGUCCCUCCCGUUGCGAUGUGAGUACAUGUCCGAGUCCAAGUUGCCCCAGCGGCUAUGUCCCUGAUCGGUGCAACUGCUGUCUGGUGUGCGCUCAGGGCGAGGGGGACGCUUGCGGGCGGAAAGAUGACUUGCCGUGCGGGGACGGACUCGAAUGCAAACACCCGGCUGGGAAGCGACUCUCCAAGGGCGUCUGUCAGUGCAAGAUGGGGUACAACGUCUGUGGCAGUGACGGGAAGACGUAUGGCAACGUCUGCCAGCUGAAGGCGAUGAGCAGGAAGGCUCUGCAGCAAGGUCUCCCCGCUAUCACCCAGGUGCAGAAAGGGCCGUGCGAAACAAGUAUAGGUCCUUCACACCCCAACAGUCCAAGGUACAAGUUUAACUUCAUCGCUGAUGUUGUGGAGAAGAUCGCCCCUGCUGUUGUGCACAUAGAGCUAUUCCUCAGGCAUCCCCUGUUUGGCCGGAACGUUCCACUGUCCAGUGGUUCUGGGUUUAUUAUGUCUGAGACUGGCCUCAUCGUGACCAACGCUCAUGUCGUGUCCAGCACUACACCUGUGUCAGGCCGUCAGCAGCUCAAAGUGCAGAUGCACAAUGGAGACGUAUAUGAGGCAACGAUCAAAGACAUUGACAAGAAGUCAGACAUCGCGACCAUUAAGGUUAAUCCCCAGAAAAAGCUGCCGGUGCUAUUGCUGGGACACUCGGCUGACCUCAGGCCUGGAGAAUUUGUGGUCGCCAUAGGCAGUCCGUUUGCUUUGCAAAACACAGUGACAACUGGGAUUGUCAGCACAGCACAGAGGGACGGCAAGGAGCUGGGGAUCCGAGACUCAGACAUGGACUACAUCCAGACUGAUGCUAUCAUCAACUAUGGAAAUUCUGGUGGACCCCUUGUUAACUUGGAUGGCGAAGUGAUUGGGAUCAAUACCUUGAAGGUAGCAGCUGGAAUCUCCUUUGCUAUCCCGUCAGACAGAAUAACACGUUUCCUCAAUGAAUCUUUGGACAAACAAAGCAAAGAGGUUAGAUCAGUGAAGAAACGCUUUAUUGGAAUUAGAAUGCUUACUAUCACACAAGCCUUGGUAGAAGAGCUGAAGCAGCAGAAUCCUGACUUCCCUGACGUCAGCAGUGGCAUCUACGUGCACGAAGUUGUGCCAAACUCCCCGGCUCAGAAGGGUGGCAUCAAGGACGGCGACAUCAUCGUGAAGCUGAACAGCCGCCCGUUGAUGAGCACCAGCGACCUGCAGGAGGCGCUGAUGGAGGAGACGGCCCUGUUGCUGGAGGUGCGGCGCGGCAACGACGACCUGCUCUUCAACAUCGAGCCUGACAUCAUCAUGCAGUGAGAGAGAACGCCGCCUUGUCAACUGUGAAAAAAACUGCUGUGUUUCUCUGGGCCAUCUGCAAUGAGCUGGAGAUACCACAAACUCUCCACCUGCCCCAAGGUCAGUGUUUGGAAAGGCUGACGAAGAUCCAAUGGCUGAAGCUGAGGAGUUGCUAUUAACAUUUUUUUUUCUUCAAAUGAAAGCGUUUCCUUAAGCAGACUAGCUAAUUUCAUGGCACAUGUUCACUAAUGGAAGAAUGCUGGUGGAUAUCAAAUCAAAUGUAGUUGAAGGAAAUGGUUGCAGUACACAUUUAUCAUCCUUAUUCACUACAUUAAAAGCUAUUUGCCGCCAUGAAAUCAAGUGGACACAAUGCCCUGUAGAUAAUAAUUGUAAUUAAGAAAUGGAAAACUAUGACGUUGGUUCCGGAAACCUAAGCUCUUUUACCCAUAUGUGAAAAGAAAAAAGCUGCCGGUCAGGCUAAUCCUUUCGUGAAAACUUUGUAUUAAAUUUGAUACGUAAAUACUGAAUUACUUUACUUUCACAGCAGGGGCAAAGAACGCAUCACAAAUCAGCUUGUGAUGGUAUCUUACCCCUGCAGUGUUUUUGCCUUUCUCAUUUGUUCAAGCUUACCAUCAUCCAUAUGUCUUUGUUGAAUAACAGUGAGUAAUGAAUGUUUACAAGUUCAACUGCUUUCAUUACAAAAGCAGCAUUUUAGUGAGACACAUUUGGACUGUCAUUGUCAUAGACUGUCAUAGAUGAAUAAAACAUAUGCAUCAAAUAGA
Megalops cyprinoides (Indo-Pacific tarpon) is the source of this 2875-nucleotide messenger RNA. It is a transcript of the gene htra3b, whose product is annotated as HtrA serine peptidase 3b. The record is from RefSeq and is a predicted model, not a curated record. The transcript has 9 exons. Gene Ontology annotation, molecular function: protein binding; serine-type endopeptidase activity. Bases 711 to 2114 code for a protein of 467 amino acids. Gene Ontology annotation, biological process: proteolysis. NCBI's taxonomy places the organism in Eukaryota, Metazoa, Chordata, Actinopteri, Elopiformes, Megalopidae. Gene Ontology annotation, cellular component: extracellular region.